This is a messenger RNA of Symbiodinium necroappetens, 213 nucleotides long. NCBI's taxonomy places the organism in Eukaryota, Dinophyceae, Suessiales, Symbiodiniaceae. The record is from the annotation of a GenBank genome assembly.
AUGGCCGAUUGGCUCAAGGACAAUGCGCCGCACGUUCAGGAAUGUGGGAUUUUGGCAUCAGGCAGCAAGCACUACGGACGGCCAGUUUCUGAACUCGUUACUGAAGAUCCGGUGUUCUGCCAAUGGGCUCUUCAGAAGGUGGAGGAGGGAGAUGCCUCGCUGGGAGUGCGGGAAAUCGCCGAGUGGCUCAAGAAGAAUGCGCCGCACCUGCAG